Molecule: messenger RNA, 2289 nt
Organism: Athene cunicularia (burrowing owl)
Lineage: Eukaryota; Metazoa; Chordata; Aves; Strigiformes; Strigidae
Gene: TMEM154
Product: transmembrane protein 154
Exons: 6
Coding region: 90-659 (189 amino acids)
Source: RefSeq, a predicted model, not a curated record
ACCCCGGCAGGAAACAGGAAAUGUAAAUGUUCGGGUGAAGCAGGGAGCCAGCCCAAGCACCCCUCGGGUGGGAGCGCCGCCAAGGCAACAUGCGAAAGCAAAACCUCAUCGUGCUGCUUUCUGCCUUGUCGCUGGCCGGAGGAUCUGCUGGGAACAGUGCUGAAAAUGGUGGUUCAGGAGAUGGAUUGCUGAUAUUACCCACCGUUACAGUAGCGCCUCCUCCUGCUACUCAUUCUUCGACCAUGGAUGACCAUGAGCCAGUACUUGUCACUGCAAGUGCUACUGAAAGCAGCUUUGAAACAAAAAGUAUUCCAAGUACUGAAUUGAAUGCUGUGAACAAUCAGGACAGCCUAGAAGCAGCAGAACAGUCUAUCUUGAUAUACGUUAUCCCCGUCGCACUGCUUAUCCUGCUGAUUUUGCCGAUCAUAUUUUUCAUAAUACAUCAUAAAAGGAAAAAGUCUAAGCAAGAUGAGCUGGGAAGUGAAAAUGUGAAAAGUCCUAUUUUUGAAGAAGACACGCCCUCUGUUAUGGAGAUAGAAAUGGAAGAGCUUGAUAAAUGGAUGAACAGCAUGAAUAAAAAUGCUGACUGUGAAUGUUUGCCUACUGUAAGAGAAGAAGAAAAAGAAUCAAUUGCCAACCCAAGUGAUGGUGAAUCAUGAAGUCAGAACAACAAAGAACUGGUUAAAUGGAAGCAGCGCACAAGCAAACAAUCUUCCAGAUAUUGGAUGAACUGGAUUUAAAUGUAAUUAAUCUCAAAAGGCCAGAGAAGCAAAUGCUUUUGUUGUGUCCUGAUACAUAGCGCCUUCAGGAAGGAAACAUCACCAAGGGGAAGAAAAAAAAGAAGCACUAUAGUAAGAUUAGGAGCUGAUAUAAAGUCCCUCUGCAAUGACAUUCACCACAAAUGAAGAGAAGCCUCUUUUUCCCCCCGAAAGUUCUCAAAAUAGUCUGUGUUUCUGUCUGGUUCUUCAGUUGUGCAUCAUGCAGAACUACUUCUGUUCCAAGUUUGGUGGGUUUCUUUAAUUUUUGUGGGUUGGUUGUUAUUUAAAAAAAAUAUUAAUAGCAUCCAUAAUUCUGGACUACCCUGGUUUGGUGGAUGUGAAGCUAAUGCCUAUGCAAUAUUUGUUUUCCUAUUUGCUUUUUGGUAAUGGUGCACUGAUUUGCACAGGGCUUCUGCUGGGGAGGUACCAGACUAGGACUGAUAAACCAGCUCUGAGGAGAGACAGAGCAGAUGAAAAGUCUCUCAGAGGAUUUGACUGAAGUGCCUGCAGCCCAGCGAAGACAUGGUCUUUGUAGCAUGCCUUUUGGUUUUCAAAUUAAAAACAUUAUUUUGAGAUUGCCUUUCAGUUUGUUAUUGCCACAGAUUAGUACCCUGGGCUAGCUCUCACCAUUUAACAUUCCUCUCUGCCCAGUGCUGUUCUCUAACCACCAUCUAUUUUAGGAAUAUUAAACUUGAAAACAUUUCUUAUUUAAAAAAAAGGGAUUGAGAAAUUGAACAAUUCAGUACUCACACCAGACACAGUUUAGAUGAGUACGUGUUACAUGUAACUACUCGGUCAAGGUUUGCAGAUGCAGUAAGAUUUCUGCUGCUUCUCUUUUUUGAAUAUUGAGCUUGGAAUAUCUGAAAGACAUUGACUUAUAAAUGUGCCUGGUCACCAUUAAUUACAGUGAAAAAAUAAGGCUCCUGAAAUACCUUAAGGUAGGACUAUAGAUGCUAUAAAUCACAUCCAUUCAUUUUAGGUGGAAUGUUUCUUAUGGAUGUCAUUUAAAUAUGUAACACACAUAUGAAAGUGGAUUCUUACCCGGUUCAAAGCUUCGCCGGCCUUAUUUAAAAUACUAAAUUCACAUCCUACCAUAUCUUACAUUCUACCCUAUCGUAUCCUACCUAUCCUCACCUUCUAUUUAAAUAUAAUUUCUUUCCACUUAAUACAUGUUUAAUAUGAUCAGUUUUGUUUUGCCUGCAAAUAUUUCACUAGUGCCUUGUCAUGCAUAGCUUGGUUAAAGAGAGCAAACACCCCAAGCCUCUGGGAUGACAGCUAAGUGUCCCUAACAGCUGACAAAUAUAGAGUAGGGUUCAGCUUUGUGAGUAACUGAGAAUGUGCCAAAAUGUAAAAGGAUAAAAGUGUUUACAGCUAAUAUUCAUUCAUUACUGAAUAUGACUUGACUUGUAAUUUCCCGAAAAAGAUUUCUUCAUCCUUCCAAAACAAUUUAUUGCAAAGAGUGGAUUUAAUACACGAGUGACGGCAAGUCAAUUUUCCCUGUGUGGAUGAUAUUUAACUCUGAAAAAAAUGG